Molecule: messenger RNA, 591 nt
Organism: Seminavis robusta
Lineage: Eukaryota; Bacillariophyta; Bacillariophyceae; Naviculales; Naviculaceae
Source: the annotation of a GenBank genome assembly
AUGAUUUGUAUUCGAGCACAAGUUCUCGCUGGUGCCCUGCAUAAUGGAGUCUUUGAGAUUUCAAAGGAAGUUGAAGAUUUGAUCAACCAACGCACACCUCAACAGCUGCUGGAAGCAUCCAAGCUCUUUAGGAGUCUUUCAAAAGAUGGGCCAGAUGCUAGUGUCUCCGAUGACUAUCAAUUGCAAGCUGCAGCGCUGGAGGAGGUAGCCGGAGCUAUUCAGGACAGCAAACAAUGCACGUUCAGCAAUGACAAUGAACUACCGGUAAUCAGAGCUUAUUCCUGGGUAACCCUCCGUGCCCUCAUCAGCCCUUCUGGCUCCGCAAUGAACGGGAAGUUGGGCCUUGUCUGUGAGAAUGGCUUGCAAAAUGGUCGACAUCUGGUGACAGUGGAUGGAUAUAAUGGAGUCAAGUGCAUCAAACCUGAAAACUUGGUGGAGAUUCCAGUUGAAGAGUACUAUGAGGCUCUGAUUUCCACCUUGGAGGAAGAAUUGCAAUGGAGGUUUGUGAGGAAUAUGAUGGAGCGUGAAGCAGUACCUAAACCUUUGGAGCCAAACCCGGAAAAGAAGAAAUCACCACAGUCAAAAUGUUGA